Messenger RNA from Ilex paraguariensis (yerba mate), 648 nucleotides. Lineage: Eukaryota; Viridiplantae; Streptophyta; Magnoliopsida; Aquifoliales; Aquifoliaceae. The record is from the annotation of a GenBank genome assembly.
AUGUCCAAAAUGAUGAGAUUAGAUCGCAAACCUCCACUCGCUAGGUCUCCUAUACGGCUUCGUUCUCGCCGCGCUCCUCAUUCCAGUGCAAACAUCCUCCAAACCCCACCAGGUCGUGGUUCUUUGAUGAAACCCCAAUUGCCUAAACGCGAUCAGGACAUUGAAGAAAUGGAGCUUCGUCCCGAAUACCACACAAUUUCUUGCGAGCUGAGGGCUUUGGCAAAGAUGGUGCAAGAUGAAUUUGGAAACGAUGAUAUGGGUAAUUUUAGUUUUGAACUUGCCUCUAAUUUCAAUGCUCAAAGGAGUCCACUGUUUGAAAGGGGUAGGUUUUAUGAUGAAUACUCUGCAAGGAGGAAUGAGAGGCUGAAGAGAAAGAAGGGUCAAGCAGGGGAUGAGAAAAAACCAGCGUACGAUCUUGGUGUUAGGGUCGAAUCUGCAAAACGAAGGGAGUCUAAGAAAUUCGAGAGCGUGAGAAGGACAGUCUCUUCUACGCCGAUGGCGAUGACGGAGCGGAGAGAGACUCCGAGGUAUAUGCUGAGAAGCAGUUUUAAGAAGGAAAACAAGAAGCCUUCCCCGUCUCUGAAUUUUGAAAGAUCUGUCGGUGGCGGAGAGAGGAUUGGUACGGUUAGGAAAGUUCGGAAAAACUGA